Molecule: messenger RNA, 573 nt
Organism: Gastrolobium bilobum
Lineage: Eukaryota; Viridiplantae; Streptophyta; Magnoliopsida; Fabales; Fabaceae
Exons: 1
Coding region: 1-573 (190 amino acids)
Cellular component (GO): plasma membrane
Source: RefSeq, a predicted model, not a curated record
AUGGCAUGUUUCAUGAGGUGUUCCAAAGGGAUAAAAAUCUGCUGUGGUGUCACUGCCAUUCUUAUAACUCUAUUGAUAGUGAUACUGGUGGUCUUAUUUCUCACCGUGCUCAAGCCUAAAGACCCCACAAUUAACCUGCAGUCAGUUCAGCUUGAUGGGUUCCGAAUUUCCCUCGCACCUUUGGAACUAAAUGUAUCAUUAGGCAUAGUGGUCAGGGUUGAUAAUCCUAAUCCGGGAAGCUUUAGCUACCAGAACAGCACAGCUUAUGUUAAUUAUCGUGGGAACCUUUUGGCUGAAGCUCCAUUAUAUGAGGACACAAUUCCCUCUCGCGGAGCGCAUAAUAUAAGCACAUCUUUGAAUAUUUUUGCAGAUAAUUACACAAAAAUUCAGGACUUACCGAGUGAUUUUUUAAAGGGUGUCAUAAAUUUUACCUCAACAACUACCUUAACAGGGAAAGUCAAGGUGUUGAACCUCUUCAGGUUCAAGGCCACUAGUUACUCCACCUGUGAUAUCUCUCUAUUCAUACUUGAGGAGAUCGUGAAUUCUACUUGCAUCAUACAAAUCAAAUUAUGA